AUGGUUGAUGGAAGUACUGACAUUUUCACAAAUUCACACUUUUUUAUAUAUGUUAAGUAUUGCAAUAAGGGAGUUAUUAAAGUAUUCUAUCUUAAGCUUUUGCAAGCAGAAGAAUCAAAUACUAUAGCACUUUAUAACAUUAUAAUUAAUCUUCUUGAUAAAAUUAAUGCUGAAGGUGAAGAUCCCGAUUCUAUUCUUGAAGAUGACAAUGAUGACAUUAAAGAAUCUGCAGAUGAAAUUUUAGCCCCAUGA
Entrophospora sp. SA101 is the source of this 252-nucleotide messenger RNA. Lineage: Eukaryota; Fungi; Glomeromycota; Glomeromycetes; Entrophosporales; Entrophosporaceae. The record is from the annotation of a GenBank genome assembly.